ACACGUCCACACUCCCACUAAAAUCGACGAUUUUUCACAGCCGCCAGUCGCCACCGCGAUUCUCGUCGUCGGAAACUUCGUCUCCUCUCCCUCUUCAUCGACGGUGUUUCUCUAUAAAUUUCUUGGUUUACUCAUCUCCGAGCUCGUGACGCCAUGACCAUUUUCUCAGCUCAGUCCACUAUCAUCACCCGAGCUUCCGUCGCUCUUCUCUCCAGCAACGGACUCAAACGCUUUUCCUUCUCCUCCACAGCUCUAUACUCUCCACCCCUCCCCAAAACGAAGAAGCGCCGCUUCCCCAUCGUCUCCGCCGUUGAUAUCGGCGGCGUCACUAUCGCUAGAAACGAUGUGGUGAGAGAGGAUGAUCCUACAAACAAUGUGCCAGACUCCAUCUUCUCUAAACUAGGGAUGCAGUUACACAGAAGAGACAAACAUCCUAUUGGGAUCAUAAAGAAUGCUAUCUACCACUACUUCGAUUCUAACUACGCUAAAAAGUUUGAGACUUUCGAAGAUCUUUCACCCAUUGUUACCACCAAGCAAAACUUUGAUGAUGUGCUAGUCCCUGCUGAUCAUGUAAGCAGGAGCCUUAACGACACCUACUAUGUAGAUUCCCAAACUGUUUUGAGAUGCCAUACAAGUGCUCACCAAGCUGAGCUCUUGAGGGAAGGUCAUAGACGUUUCCUUGUUACUGGAGAUGUUUACCGUAGAGAUUCUAUCGAUUCUACUCAUUAUCCGGUUUUCCAUCAGAUGGAAGGCUUUUGUGUGUUUUCUCCUGAGGACUGGAACGAGUCUGGCAAGGAUUCUACAUUGUAUGCUGCUGAGGAUUUGAAGAAAUGUCUAGAGGGGUUGGCACGUCACUUGUUUGGUGCUGUGGAGAUGAGAUGGGUUGAUACAUAUUUUCCAUUUACUGAGCCGUCUUUCGAGCUUGAAAUUUAUUUUAAGGAAGACUGGUUAGAAGUUUUGGGUUGUGGGGUGACAGAACAAAGGAUUUUGAAGCAGAGUGGAUUAGAAAACAAUGUUGCUUGGGCCUUUGGACUUGGAUUGGAACGACUUGCUAUGGUUUUGUUUGACAUUCCUGAUAUAAGACUUUUCUGGUCAGACGAUGAACGGUUUACCUCUCAGUUUGGAAAAGGAGAGCUUGGAGUCAAGUUCAAGCCAUUCUCAAAGUAUCCUCCUUGUUAUAAGGACAUUAGUUUCUGGAUCAGUGAAUCAUUCACAGAGAAUAACUUUUGUGAAGUUGUGAGAGGAAUCGCUGGGGAUCUUGUUGAAGAGGUGAAAUUGAUAGAUAGUUUCACCAAUAAGAAAGGGAUGACGAGUCACUGUUACAGAAUUGUCUUCCGUUCCAUGGAGCGCUCUCUUACUGACGAGGAGGUCAACGAUCUGCAGAGUAAGGUGCGUGAUGAGGUGCAGAGAAAACUGAAUGUUGAGCUAAGGUGAUUUUUUUUUGUUGAACACUAGAGUUGUUGCAGACGAUGGCGAACUAAAUUUCAGGUUCUUUUAUAUUGUAACUCCUACAUGAAUUUGUUUUCUUCUGCGAAAAUUAUAUUACCCUCAAAUAAAAUAUAUGUACUUUGUUUAAAAUUCCAAAAGGAAAGAAAUAUAAGGUUGUGGUUGUGUUUA
This is a messenger RNA of Raphanus sativus (radish), 1617 nucleotides long. RefSeq names its product phenylalanine--tRNA ligase, chloroplastic/mitochondrial. Gene Ontology annotation, molecular function: ATP binding; tRNA binding; phenylalanine-tRNA ligase activity. Lineage: Eukaryota; Viridiplantae; Streptophyta; Magnoliopsida; Brassicales; Brassicaceae. The transcript is spliced from 10 exons. Gene Ontology annotation, cellular component: mitochondrion; cytoplasm. The coding region runs from base 154 to 1434 and encodes 426 amino acids. Gene Ontology annotation, biological process: phenylalanyl-tRNA aminoacylation. The record is from RefSeq and is a predicted model, not a curated record.